Populus nigra (black poplar) is the source of this 2118-nucleotide messenger RNA. Its product is annotated as leucine-rich repeat receptor-like serine/threonine/tyrosine-protein kinase SOBIR1. NCBI's taxonomy places the organism in Eukaryota, Viridiplantae, Streptophyta, Magnoliopsida, Malpighiales, Salicaceae. The transcript has a single exon. The record is from RefSeq and is a predicted model, not a curated record. Gene Ontology annotation, biological process: protein phosphorylation. Gene Ontology annotation, molecular function: protein kinase activity; ATP binding; protein binding. Bases 24 to 1910 code for a protein of 628 amino acids.
AUAGCCUGAAAACACCACCAAAAAUGGCCGUCCUUCACCAUAAACACCACCUCUCCAUCUUCGUUCUCCUAUCUAUCCUCCUCCUCGCUGAUGCAAGAUUGAACCUUGACCAUUCGGACCUCAAAGCCUUCUCAACCAUCCAAAAAGACUUGGGCGUCAACAGUCAACGAAGCUCCUCCUCUACACCAUGCAACACCCCUGGGGUGUUUUGUGAGAGGAGGCUCUCUCCCAACAGCACCUUUGUGCUCAAAAUCACAAGACUCGUCUUCAAGUCUCAACGGCUCACAGGGUUCUUGUCUCCGGCAAUUGGAAGGCUGUCUGAGCUCAAGGAACUUUCACUAACCAACAACCAGCUCGUUGACCAGGUCCCUGCCCAAAUAGUCAAGUGCAAGAAACUAGAGAUUCUUGAGCUUGCAAACAACCAGUUUUCCGGUGAAAUUCCCUCUGAAUUAUCAUCACUUGUUCGUCUUCGAGUUCUUGAUCUCUCUAGCAAUGAGUUUUCUGGGAAUUUGAGUUUCUUAAAGCACUUCCCCAACCUGGAAAGUCUUUCUCUUGCAAAUAAUCUCUUCACUGGAAAGGUUCCAAAGUCUAUACGUUCAUUUCGCAAUCUCCAAUUCUUCGACUUCUCAGGAAACAGUUUUCUUGAAGGACCUGUGCCAGUGAUUGGCAAAGGUGAAUCCUCAAGGCCCCAAUACCCAAAACGUUACAUAUUGAAGGAGAAUACAAGUACAGGAUCAAAGAAUAAUUCUUCUGCAAGCAAAUAUACUGAACUUGCUCCAGCUCCUGCACCAUCAUCAGCAGCAGCACACAAGCACAAGAAUAGCAAAAGAAAGCUCGCCGGGUGGCUCCUUGGAUUUCUUGCUGGCUCAGUAGCUGGGAGCUUAUCUGGGUUCGUGUUCUCAUUAUUGUUUAAGAUUGUAUUGGCAGCAGUAAAAGGUGGAGGGAGAGAUGUAGGCCCUGCAAUCUUUAGUCCAUUGAUCAAGAAAGCAGAGGAUUUAGCUUUCUUGGAAAAAGAUGAGGGGCUUUCAAACUUGGAAGUCAUCGGGAGAGGUGGAUGUGGAGAAGUAUUCAAAGCUGAAUUGCCUGGAAGUAAUGGAAAAAUGAUUGCUGUAAAGAAGAUAAUUCAACCUCCAAAAGAUGCUGCCGAGUUAUCUGAAGAAGAUAGCAAGCUUUUAAAUAAGAAAAUGAGACAAAUUCAAUCAGAGAUCAAUACCGUCGGCCACAUUCGGCAUCGAAACCUUCUUCCUCUUCUAGCUCACGUGUCUCGUCCUGAUUGUCAUUAUCUUGUCUACGAAUUCAUGAAAAAUGGUAGUCUACAAGAUGUGUUGAACCAAGUUACUGAAGGGAAAAGAGAAUUGGACUGGUUAGCUCGCCACAAAAUUGCAGUAGGAGUGGCAUCUGGACUUGAGUACCUUCACUUAAGUCACAGUCCACAGAUUAUCCAUAGAGAUCUCAAGCCCGCAAAUGUACUUCUUGACGACGACAUGGAAGCUAGAAUUGCCGAUUUUGGACUUGCUAAAGCAAUGCCGGACGCUAAAACACACAUAUCAACUUCUAAUAUUGCUGGAACAGUGGGAUACAUAGCACCAGAGUAUCACCAAACACUCAAAUUCACAGACAAGUGUGACAUUUACAGUUUUGGUGUGGUACUUGGGGUGUUGGUGAUGGGAAAGCUUCCAUCUGAUGCGUUCUUUCAAAGUACUCGUGAAUUAAGUUUAGUUAAGUGGAUGAGAAAUAUUAUGAUAUCAGAGAAUCCAAGUCAAGCUAUUGAUCCAAAGCUGAUAGGCCAUGGGCUAGAGGACCAAAUGCUGCUAGUUCUUAAAAUUGCUUGCUUCUGCACUAGGGAUGACCCAAAACAGAGGCCUAACAGUAAGGAUGUUGGGUGCAUGCUGUCACAAAUCAAACACUAGUACAAGCAUGGAAGGCAAUGAUGUGUAAGAAACCAAGAAUAAUGAAGCAUGAAAGAAGGGUUGCUUCGUAAAGUCUUUUCAUUUUAUCUUUCGAAUUUGUAUUCACUGUUACUAUUAAGUUUAUAUCUAAGGAAGGACUGUAAAACGUGUUUCUUGUUAUUUGUCCAAAAUACAUAAUUUGAGUGUGUUCAAUCUGAAUUUUACUAAA